Molecule: messenger RNA, 1342 nt
Organism: Mizuhopecten yessoensis (Yesso scallop)
Lineage: Eukaryota; Metazoa; Mollusca; Bivalvia; Pectinida; Pectinidae
Product: protein LSM12 homolog
Exons: 5
Coding region: 46-639 (197 amino acids)
Source: RefSeq, a predicted model, not a curated record
UGAAGGUGCGGCACCUUUGUCGAAAAAAGAGCUGUCCAGCGAAAAAUGAAGAUCGAGAUGGCACAGGACGGCGAAUACUUCAGUAUAGGAAGUAUCGUAAGCUGUACGACAUGUUAUAACCAGAAAAUACAAGGAGAAGUACUCGCUUUUGACGAAGAAACAAAAAUGCUUGCAAUCAAAUCUUUAGCUGCAAGUGCUAAACACAACAAGCAUGAUAUCCGCAUGCUGAACCUGGCUUAUGUGAGUGACCUCAAAGUCAUUCAGGAGUCUGAUGAGCCAGCCCCAGCAUUGACCAGUCUUAACUUACAGAAGAUUACAGCCCGAUUGAGGGAAAACCUGGAUGCAAAAAAACAGCAAGUGAAUUACAUUGGAAUAGGAGUAAGUGCUGAUGGACAGAAGGUGUUCAACUCCAUUGUGAAAACACUGAACGAUUCUAGAUGGGAGGGCAAGAAUAUCAUUGUGAUGGAAGAGGUGUCGAUACGCCCACCCUACAGCGUGGAAGACUGCAGGGGCAGGGAAGGACAACUGUUAAGUCACGUAAGAAAAAUAGUUCAUAAACACCAUAUAACAGAGGAAGGACAAAAAUCAGAAUCGCGCAAAUCAAUGUCCCCAUCGUCGGCCUCGCCUGUGUCUUCGUGAAGCAACCCUACCCUGAAAGGAACAAGUUCUACACCUCAACACUGCAUACCCUUAUUCUCAUACAUGAAAUAUACACUUCAGUGAGGACGUGAUAUAUUGUGUGUCUAUCUAAUUUUGACGACUAUUUUUUUUUUUAAGACACAUACAUUUAAGUAGAUUGCAAGUAAAAAGAUUGCAUACUGAUAGUAAAAUAGGGGGGGGGGGGGAACAAAGUAUAGUGAAUUAAAAUAGUCAUGAAUUUAGAAAGACAUACAAUGUUCAUUUAUUUAAUAUAUAUAUUUUUUUCUUUUUGACAAAGAAUGGUUUACCCAAAUUAGAAGAAAAUACAUGAACAUGUUAUUUCAAUAUCAGUUCUUAUUGAUCAUGAGCUGUGCAGAUUGAGUGUGCAUUUCUUUCGUACACAGCUUGACAAAGAAAUCUUGCUUCAGCCUUUUUUUGACAUGCUGAAUACAUAGUUCCAUUCUUUGUAUGCAUUAAGAAACAUAUAUCAUUGGUAAGAAAUAAUUAACUUAAGAAUUUUAGUAUCAAAACUGAAGUAAAAUCUGUACGACUGGCACCAGGUAAUGCUUACUCUUUAAAUUCCUUUGGGUAGUAUUGAAGCAUUACCUUUUUAUUUAGUGGUUGCAGACAUACAUGAACAUAUUUUUUUCUUAGGAAAAAAUAUUUAUCAAGUAAAACAUGAUAUAAAUUUCAAGGUUAUUCA